GGGCGGAGGGCAGGGUUGAAAGCCGUGCCUUUGAAACCAAAUCAAACGUGUCCAUUAAAAAAGCAACUCGGGAGAGUUUUUUUUCCAUCUGCAGAGCGUGGAGGUGGCUGGGAUCCCACACCUAGAUUAAUGGGACGCCUCUCUUCUCUUUGGAAGCCCACUUGGGCACGAAAGUUGGGGCGACGCACUGCGCCGCCUGCGCCCGAAGGUCGGACUCCUGCGAGAGCCGACGGAGGCCUCGCUCGGAAACACCAACCCUUGGGAGCGUGAACGGUGGACAGCUAGUCCCCUAAUCCUUACGCGCCUAGUAGCUGCAGCCACUGUUCAGCCAACAGCGAGUCCCAGCCGGACCGCAGUUAUCGCUGUACGAAACGGGGGCGGGACAGGACAGGACGGGACAGGACGGGACAGCUCCCUGCAGGGCGGCAAGGGAAGGUGUCCUGCUGGCAGAAGGUCCGCUUCCUGCUCCUCCUCUUUCGGCUGUCGCUUCAGCCGGGUGCCUCUCCGGGCGAAGCAGAAGCCGAGCGCGCAAAUAACUGAUGAGGGUAAAAGAUCCAUCCAAGGUUACCCAUGAUAAAAAUAAGAGACAAAAAAAGUCAAAUCAGCAUCAGGAUGAAGAUUCCUCUGAUGAUAUUACAGGACUGACAUGCCAGCAUGUGAGCCAGGCAGUUGAUGUCCAUCAUGUGAAGCGGGCAGUAGCACAAAAUGUUUGGUCAAUAUGUUCAGAGUGCUUAAAGGAAAGAAGAAUAUACAAUGGUGAGCCAGUAAUGCCUUCUGAUAUAUGGCUCUGUCUCAGAUGUGGCAUUCAGGGCUGCGGUCAAAAUUCAGAAGGCCAGCAUUCUCUGAAGCACUUCCAGGCUACACAGGCAGAAUCUCAUUGCAUUGUAAUCAAUCUUAGCACAUGGAUCAUAUGGUGUUAUGAAUGUAAUGAGGAGCUCUCAACACAUUGUAACAAAAAGGCUUUGACACAGAUUGUUGACUUCCUCCAAAGGCAUGUUACUAGGAAUGAAUCAAGUUCAUCAUCAAAAAUUAUAUGGCUACAUGAAGAAAAUAAUGAAGCAAAUGACGUAUUAAGGGGAAAAGGCCUCGGUCCCAGCUGGGCAUCUGUUCCUGUUAAAGGCAUUAAUAACUUAGGGAACACAUGUUUCUUUAAUGCUGUAAUGCAGAACUUGGCACAGACACACAUGUUAAAUGAACUAAUGUGCGAAAUAAAAGAAAAGGGGACAAAGCUAAAAAUAGCUCAAAGCCCAACAUCUCAACUGGAUCCGUUGGUAGUGAAUCUUUCAAGCCCUGGGUCUCUGACAUCAGCUAUGCUCCUGUUCCUUCAUAGCAUGAAAGACUCUGGGAAGGGUCCUCUUUCUCCUAAAAUUUUGUUCAACCAGCUCUGUCAGAAGGCCCCUCGGUUUAAGGGAUUUCAACAGCAGGACAGCCAGGAGGUCCUCCACUACUUGUUGGAUGCAAUGAGAAUAGAAGAAACAAAGCGCAUACAAGCUGCAAUCCUAAAAGCAUUUAAUAAUCCAACAGCUAAAACAGCAGAUGAAGAAACCAAAAGAAAAGUCAAAGCAUAUGGAAGAGAGGGUGUGAAGAUGAACUUCAUAGAUAGGAUUUUUGUGGGUGAAUUGACCAGCACUAUCAUGUGUGAGGAAUGUGAAAAUAUUUCGACAGUAAAGGAACCUUUCAUUGAUCUUUCACUUCCUAUAAUAGAAGAGAGGAUCUCAAAACCUGUUUCUUUUGGAAGGACAAGCAAAGGUAAACAAAUACAAGAAGCAGAUAUUGAUCGAUUCAGCUGUUCUUCUAUUACUGCUCUGACUAAUCAGCAAUCAAAGCUGUCUAGAAAAUGUUCAUUAACAAAGGACAAGAACCAAGUAAACCAUGAAAGAAGACUUGCCAAUAAAUCUUCUGGUGAAGAAGAAACAAGCCCUUUUAUUCUGCCUGGAAAAAUCAGAAACUCUAAAACAGAAGACAGAUCCAGUGCUUCAUGUGCAAGAGACAGCAGUGCCGUUUUGGAGUCUCCAGCAAACGGAAGUCAGACUGAAGGCAGUGAGAAAGAAGCCAGCCGUUCUGAAAGUAGCAUUGAUGCCGAUAGCGAGGCCUCCGAAAGUGAAAGCACUUCUAAACAAGUUACAGCCAAUAAAGCUUGUACCGCACCUGGUUUGUGCACUGAUGGACACAAACACUUACCUGCAAAUGCUAAAUUGCAAUACAGAAAAUCAAGCAAUAGCAGUACAGAGGCCCUUACUAGUGCCUUGUCAAAAUUUCACUUUGGAAGCACAGCCAUUGAGAGCGAAGGCCCUCUCAACUCCUUUUCAAGCCUGUCGAAGAACAUCGCCUUUUCAACAGAGAUGCAAAACCCUCAAAAUGCUUUUCAGACCCUUUCUCAGAGUUAUGUUACUAGUUCUAAGGAAUGUUCAGUUCAGUCAUGCCUCUAUCAGUUUACCUCUGUGGAGCUGCUAAUGGGAAACAAUAAGCUGCUGUGUGAAAAUUGUACAGAUCAGAAGCACAAACACCAGAAAAAAGCAAAUUCCACAGAUAAGAAGACAGAUGGUGUGUAUACAAAUGCUAGGAAGCAGCUGCUGAUUUCUUUGGUUCCUGCUGUUCUCAUCCUCCAUCUGAAAAGAUUUCAUCAGGCUGGCGUGAGUCUAAGGAAAGUAAACCGACAUGUAGAUUUCCCACUUGUUUUGGACCUGGCUCCAUUUUGCUCUGCCUUUUGCAAGAAUGUGACAGAUGGUGGGAAGGUCCUGUAUGUGCUUUAUGGAAUAGUGGAGCACAAUGGCUCAAUGCGAGGAGGUCAUUACGCAGCAUAUGUAAAAAUCCGAACAUCAUCCAAAAAACAUUUGGAGCACAAUUCUAGCAAUAAAAAUGUUCAAGGUUUAAAAGAAUCUCCAGGAUCAGCUGUAGGACAGUGGGUGUACAUCAGUGACACCUAUGUACAAGCAGUCCCGGAAUCAAGAGUAUUAAAUUCACAAGCCUAUUUGCUUUUCUAUGAAAGAAUUCUCUAGACAUGCUCAGUGUGGAAAACAGGGAAGCGAUGAGUAUUAUUAACAGUUAUUGAAGUGCAGCAGAACAUUACAAUAUAUGUAAAUGUUGUGCCUUUAUCUGUUCCUGUUCUCCAGUACAAAAUAUAUCCUGGUUUCAGACUCUGCAAACCAUGGCUUGGAUGCAGAAAAGCCCAUGCAUGCAUUAUUUUCUUUCUCUCUUUCAUACAUACAUACAAAAAUAUAGUAGGGUGGCUAACAUUUCUGUUCAGUUGCUGUUUCAGAAGAACCCAUAGCUUCAGAUGCUUUUAUGAAGAGGUGAGGGCACAGACUCCAUUGAAAUGGAAAUUAAUAAAACAUUUACAUAUGUGAUUGGAAGGAGAUUGUAUGUAUGUAUGUAUGUGUAUAUGUAUAUGUUAUAAACAUACACGCACACGCACACACACACACACACGAAUGAAUGAAUUCGAGCAGACAUUGAUUCUGAACUCCUAAAAUGUAAUGUGAAAUACUGCAUUCUGAAACUGAAUAGUGAUGUUUCAAAAUGGUUUAGCUAAAAUCAGUGUGCUUUUUAAAAAGUUAAUUGCAGAAACAAUGUUGGUAAGACUGAUAACCUGAUUUUUCCUUAGUGAAGAAAGACUGUUUAUGGGCACCAAAGCAUGCUUUUGUAAAAUAUUUGCACUUGAAUAUUCUUGAAAGCAGUGAUUCUUAUAAAUUUAACAUGUUCCACAAUGGGAAGUAGUAAUUUCAGGAAACAAAAAGGUCAUUCUACAAAACUAGGAUACUAUGUUCUGUGUUCUAAAGGGAAAGUGGGAGUAUACCCAGACCUGAUUUCACUCCAGUGUGCUUUUCUGUAUUUGAAUAUGCCUUGAAAUCUGAUGAUGUUACAUGUGGAAACUUUAUCAGAAAGCAAGUUAAACAGACAUUCUUCCUGGGGUGUGCUGGCUUUCAAAUUUAGUGAAGCCCAAAUCACCUCUGAAUCCUCCAUACUUGCACUGUGAAGCUGGAGCAAGUCAUACUUUUUCAAUAUUCUCCAUAUAAAUAUAUUGGCAAAUAAAUGCAUGCUUUCUAGUGAAGAGAUUACUUUCUCUGACAUUGAAAGACAGUAUCAUGCAGAACAAGUCUCAGGGGUACAAGUAUGUGUAUAUAUGCUUUUAUUUAAUGCACACUAUAGUGACCCUGUUUCUACAAUAGUCUUAAUUAGAUCAAGAAGGGAGUUAGUAAGCUAUGGAAUACCUUCAAGGAAAAGUUAAAUUAACUCCACCCAAUCAUAGUGUGGGGAAUAUCUAAAGAUAAUCAGUUGACUUGCCUACUUAAUCCUUCAAGAAAAAGAGCAGAAGGCAAAGAGUAAGUGAAAAAGCAACCUUCUCAAUGACAGAACUCAUUUCUAAGGCUCAACAACAUAUAAUGUACCUCCCAAACACUGGUUAGCUGCAGUGUUCAAGCCAGCCUAACCAAUGGGGAAGGGGAUAGCGAUGUAAUGACACUUUACUAGUACUCCUGAUGUACUAUGUAUUUCCCGGAAAAAGUAUGUUGGACUCUGUAUGUUACAAAUGGUUAUUUGUGACCUGGUUAGGGUGAUUGGGUGUUGCCAGAAGACCAUUUGAAUGGGUUAGAGAAUGACAGUAAAGUAUGUAGAAACAGGACUGUUGAAUUAAAUAUUGUCUAACUUCAAAGAAAGCUACAUUUUCCUAAAAGAUUUGAUCUUUUUUUGUCUUUUACAUUAUGUACGUUGAUAUUCUUGAGUGGUUUUCUAUUAAAAAUAGGUAUUGGGGUGUCCAACUGUAUGUGAUUAAGAUGACUUAAAUAGAAUCAGCUCUCAGGUCUUUGUUGUGAUUAUCAAUACAUUGUUUUAUUUUUAUAUAUUAAAGAACUGUACAAUUA
Molecule: messenger RNA, 4859 nt
Organism: Python bivittatus (Burmese python)
Lineage: Eukaryota; Metazoa; Chordata; Lepidosauria; Squamata; Pythonidae
Gene: USP45
Product: ubiquitin specific peptidase 45
Biological process (GO): protein deubiquitination
Molecular function (GO): zinc ion binding; cysteine-type deubiquitinase activity
Source: RefSeq, a predicted model, not a curated record